AUGCCCCCGAAGGCAUCCAAGCGGUGGGUGCCGGUUAACCGGCCGGCCUUGGCGUCUCCUGCUGCGGGUAACCCGUCCAACGGAGUGCCCCCGAAGAUAUCCAAGCGGUGGGUGCCGGUUAACCGGCCGGCCAUGACGUCUCCUGCUGCAGGCAACCCGUCCGACGGAAUGCCGCCGAAGGUGGUGCUGGUGAACCGGCCCAUGGGGACGGGGACGGGGACGUCUCACGGGGCAGGCAAACCGUCGAGCGAAAUCCCCUGGAAGGCAUCCAAGCGAUGGGUGCCGGUUAACCGGUCGGCCGUGCCGUCUCCUGCUGCAGGCAAGCUGUCCGAUGGAAUGCUUCCAAAGGUAGUGCCAGUGAACCGACCCAUGGGGACGGGGAAGCCUCGCGGGGCAGGCAAACCAUCGAACCAAAUCCCCCGGAAGGUAUCCAAGCAAUGGGUACCGGUUAACCGACCGCCAACUGUGGGGACACCUCGCUUGGCAGGCGACCCCGCCGACAGGCUCAGCGACCUCCCGGACGCGCUGCUGCACCACAUCAUGUCGUUCCUGAAGGCGUGGGAGAUGGUCCGCACGUGCAGGCUCUCGCGGAGGUGGCGCAACCUCUGGGCCUCUGCGCCUUGCAUCGACGUCCGCGUGGGACUCCAUGAUAACCCACCUGAGGAGUUCGCCAAGUUUGUUAACCGGUUGCUGCGCAGCCGGGACGCGCUCACGCCAGUGGACACGCUCCGUGUGCGCUCGAUUGGUGAGGAUGAUUUCUAUGAGACUUAUAACGAUGGCAAUGUCAAGAGCUGGAUCCGUACUGCUAUCAAGAGAAAAGCUCGUGCCAUUCAGCUUAAUGGGCAUCUCCACAAGUACAUUACGCUGGAUCGCAUAGACUUCGCCUCUUGCCAUCUCAAAAUCUUGAAACUGUCAUAUGUCGAGCUAGAUGAUAAAGUUGUGAAGCAGCUCUCUUCUCGGUGCCCUUUGGAAGAACUAGAGCUCAAGAGCUGUGUGGUAGGUGCCCAUGAAAUUUUGUCCUUCUCUCUGAAGAGUUUGACCAUGGUCAAGUGCAAGCUUACUAUGAACCUCUCGGUGGAUGCCCCAAACCUCAUGUUCUUUCGUUGCAUCAAACCUGAGAAGUGGGUUCCUGUAUUCAAGAACUCUGUGUCUCUUAUCAGAGGCAGUAUCAUGCUUGAUGACUCUUUAUUAAGUCGUGAGUUUCAAAAGUACCAUGAGGAUGAGGAUGAAUUCCCUCAGACUAGCGAUGAAGAUGACGACAUUGAUAAUGGAAAUGGCCAGUGCAAUGGUAAAAGUCCUGCUGCUGCUGAGGGCUUUCUGGAUAGUAUCUUGUAUGGCAGCUUUUCUGAUUAUUGUGAUGGCUAUUCUGAUGAUUUUUAUGAUGGCUAUUCCGAUGACAUCAAAGAUGAUUAUGAUUAUGGAAGUGAUAUCAACAGCGACGAUGAUAUAUACGAAUAUAGUGAAAUUGCAAAUGGCACUGAGGAUAAAUAUUUUGCAAAUGUCUCUGAAUUCAGUAAGGGUGGUAAAAAUUCUGGCUACAGUGGAAACUAUGGGUUUAACGACUAUAAAACUUUAGGUGGCCAAAAUAUUCUUUGCAGCCUUUUAAAUGCCAGAAGCAUAGAGCUGCUAGGUCAUUCAGGAGAGGUGGUUCUGAGGAGGGAAUCAGUAAGUUGUCCAACUUUUAACAACCUGAAGACUUUGUCCCUUGGUGAAUGGUGUAUCAGUAGGGGUGCUAAUUUUGACAUACUAGUUCGCUUACUUCAGCAUACACCUUACUUGGGGAAUCUCUUUCUCCAACUUGAAAUGGUCUUCGUAUGCUAA
Messenger RNA from Triticum turgidum subsp. durum (durum wheat), 1821 nucleotides. The record is from the annotation of a GenBank genome assembly. Lineage: Eukaryota; Viridiplantae; Streptophyta; Magnoliopsida; Poales; Poaceae.